GUAAGGUCUGUGAGGGGGCCCGUUUGGUGAGUAGCUGGCCCUUCCCCAGGGCCGCUGCAGGUUCCCCAGCCUUCCCUGCCCGGGCCCUGGGGGAGGGGUCCGGAGGACCGGCUCUGCAGUUCUGCGGGUCCCUGUGGCUCCUCCCGGUGGGGCAAACGCAGCAGCAAGUUUCUGCCACACCACGGCCCGCACCUGCUGCAUUUCCGCGCCAAGCCAAAGCUGUGGAUGGGGAAGAGGGAGGUGGGGAGGCAGGCCUGGAGGAGGGGGCGAGCCGGCGCAGGGGGGCCAGCAGUGGGUCUACAGAUUCUGUCUGGCAGCAUCGUAAUGAUAGCAACACCUGUCCCUCGGGCCGGGGAUAACUGCUAUCGAUUGUUUGCUCCUUGCCUACUUCAUUAUGUUGGCAGGAGCCCCUCCUGACCGCUCCUCAACUUCUGCGCCCUGCGUCCGGCCCCGGCAGCACCCAGCUGAGCUCUCCACGAGGUUCUGGCUCCAGACCCAAGCUCUGCCGUCCUCGAGUCCUGCAUGCCCCUGACCAGGCCCCCCACCGCCCCUCCAGCCUAGCUCAGCCCUGGGGCUCACCUCCAGGACCUGGAACCUGCCCUCCUGCCCAGAAUGACUCACCAUUAUUUCCAGCUCAAGUGUGAAGACAUGAUGGGGAGUCCGGCUGCCUGUCUGUGUAUCUAGGAGUCCGUCAGCAUUUGAUCAGCUCUGCAAGGAAGAGAACUUCAGAUCCCUGCCUUGCCAGCCGAGCGAGGCUAUCUCUCCGGCUCUCAGGGAGCCCUUGGGGCUCUCCCGCAGGAGCCCAGGCCCAUGCUCCUGAGUUUCCUGGAGCCGUCAGCAGCACCCUGAGCUCCCUGCUGCCAGGCAGCUGGAAGGCAUAGCGUGAGGCACCUCUCCUAGUCCCAAUUAUGACAGUGGCCACCGGAGACCCAGCAGACGAGGCUGCUGCCCUCCCCGGGCACCCACAGGACACCUAUGACCCAGAGGCUGACCACGAGUGCUGUGAGCGGGUGGUGAUCAACAUCUCGGGGCUACGGUUUGAGACCCAGCUAAAGACUUUAGCCCAGUUUCCAGAGACCCUCUUAGGGGACCCAAAGAAGCGGAUGAGGUACUUCGACCCCCUUCGAAAUGAGUACUUUUUUGAUCGGAACCGGCCGAGCUUUGAUGCCAUCUUGUACUAUUAUCAGUCCGGGGGCCGGCUGAGGCGGCCUGUGAACGUGCCCUUAGAUAUAUUCUCUGAAGAAAUUCGGUUUUACGAGCUGGGGGAAGAAGCGAUGGAGAUGUUUCGGGAAGACGAAGGCUACAUCAAAGAGGAAGAGCGGCCUCUGCCCGAAAACGAGUUUCAGAGACAGGUGUGGCUUCUCUUUGAAUACCCAGAGAGCUCAGGGCCUGCCAGGAUUAUCGCUAUAGUAUCUGUCAUGGUGAUCUUGAUCUCCAUCGUCAGCUUCUGCCUGGAGACGUUGCCCAUAUUCCGGGACGAGAAUGAAGACAUGCAUGGUGGUGGAGUGACCUUCCACACCUAUUCCAACAGCACCAUCGGGUACCAGCAGUCGACUUCCUUCACUGACCCUUUCUUCAUUGUAGAGACCCUCUGCAUCAUCUGGUUCUCCUUCGAGUUCCUGGUGAGGUUCUUUGCCUGUCCCAGCAAAGCCGGCUUCUUCACCAACAUCAUGAACAUCAUUGACAUCGUGGCCAUCAUCCCCUACUUCAUCACCCUGGGCACGGAGCUGGCCGAGAAGCCAGAGGAUGCCCAGCAGGGCCAGCAGGCCAUGUCCUUGGCCAUCCUCCGUGUCAUCCGGUUGGUAAGAGUCUUUAGGAUUUUCAAGUUGUCCAGACACUCCAAAGGUCUCCAGAUCCUAGGUCAGACCCUCAAAGCCAGCAUGAGGGAAUUGGGCCUUCUGAUAUUCUUCCUCUUCAUUGGGGUCAUCCUUUUCUCUAGUGCUGUCUAUUUCGCCGAGGCCGAUGAACGAGAUUCCCAGUUCCCCAGCAUCCCGGAUGCCUUCUGGUGGGCAGUCGUCUCCAUGACAACUGUAGGCUACGGAGACAUGGUUCCGACUACCAUUGGGGGAAAGAUCGUGGGUUCCCUAUGUGCAAUUGCAGGUGUGUUAACCAUUGCCUUACCGGUGCCCGUCAUAGUGUCCAAUUUCAACUACUUCUACCACCGGGAGACAGAGGGAGAGGAGCAGGCCCAGUACUUGCAAGUGACAAGCUGCCCAAAGAUCCCAUCCUCCCCUGACCUAAAGAAAAGUAGAAGUGCCUCUACCAUUAGUAAGUCUGAUUACAUGGAGAUCCAGGAGGGGGUGAACAACAGUCACGAGGACUUUAGAGAGGAGAACUUGAAAACAGCCAACUGCACUUUGGCUAAUACAAACUAUGUGAAUAUUACCAAAAUGUUAACCGAUGUCUGAUUGAAACUUACUAACAUACAGCUCACCGGAACUAAUGCAGACAUUGCGUAAUAGCCUGCAUUGUAGUCAGUGUGUUCUACAGUGUGUUUCUGGUUCUGCAUGGAAAGCAAUAGUCGUGCAAGUGACUUUCGAUCUUUUGAUUUUUGAUUUAGAACACAGAAUACGUAUCCAUGGCUUUCAUGCGAAUCUUCAUCCCUGGCUUAGGGAUUUCCAAAGAUGGGAGUCACCUAUGGAGCCAGGAUUUUGAGGCCACCUCGUAGCACAUACAUAACCCACCGUAUCAGUGCCACCUUUCCUUCCUAAGUAAAUGCACACAGCACCCCCCACCACCACCACCACCACCCAUCUGAGUCCACCUUCCUCUUCACAGAGGAAAACCAAGGUGGCUUAGCUUGAAAAUGCUGGUAAUUAUUUGAAAAGGUCAUUCCCAUUUUUGCAUUGGAAAGAACACACCACCCUGUGUGUUGGAAUUCCUUUCUGUGUCACAGGCUGGGGUUUGCAUUCGAAUUGUAGUUGCCAAGUAGCUGCUUGGGAGGCUUGUGUGUUUCAUAACGGAAAAUGCUGCAUUUGGGUUUUUUCUCUGCAGUGUCGAUGUGAGGGAAGCCCGGGGGAGGGACAGUUAGUAUGACCGAAUGUGAGUUGUCAAGUUUCACAUUUGCUCCCUUAGGCCUAUGGGGAGAAGCUAACAAACCAAGGGACCUCUCAGCUUCAAAUUUCACCAUUUUUGCAGGCUUCGGGGUCACAAAAACACAUCUGACUUCUUUGUUACACUGGAGUUUGCAGACGUCUGCUUUCCUAGUGCUGUGGUCCAGCUACACUGACACUGCAGUGAAAUCUUCCAGUGAUGCAAUAGAGCUGCAUGGGUGUUUGUUGCAUGAAUCUCAAUAUUUAAAACAGGAGAUAACCUAUUUUCUUAGUAGCCUACACAGUAUUCAUAUUUAGAGUAUUAAUAGCCUAGAAAUGGCGUUGAACUAAGGGUUUCUUCCCCUACCUAAAGACAGAAGCCCUCAAUCAGGAGGAAAAAAAAAUAGACUAUUUGGAAUGGGGACCCAAAACUUCUGGCCCUCCAGCCCACCCCAUCCCUGUUCUUCCAAAUGGGGGCACAGACCUCUGCAAAUCCAGGAGAGUGAGCAGGGAAGGCAGCGUCUAAACACCUCACAAUGACCGUACGUUAGGAAUUAACCGAGCCGUGGGUGUGACUGUACAGCUGACCAGGGCAUCUGGUCCCGAGGAAGGUGGAUCUGUGGAUCCAGUGUAUAUAAACAUAUCCCGGGUAUCUCCUUCAUGAGUUCCUCUACCUAGCUAGCUAUGGGGGGGAAACAAUUGCAUUUGAACCUUGUAUAAGCUUAUGCAAUAUUUUUGACACAGGGCAAUUUAUGCAUGUGUUUGACUAUGUGCACUAUAGUGUAUGUAUAUGUACACAUACACAUGCCUGUGUGUGUGUAUGUUUAUAUGCACACACACACUCACAAAUCUAUUCAUUUUCUGGAGUUCAGGUUCAGGCAAAUCCACUGCUUGGUGGGUUGGUUAUCCAAGAGGCCUAAUGGGUUUCUCGAGCUCAUUGGAACCUCGCUGGGCCUGGGUUUGCUCCCCUUGCCUCAGACACUCCAGUCUCCGUGGAUUCUUAGACGUUAGAAUUCUCUUUCUGCCCUCCAUGUGCUGCGGCUUCAGUUCCCCAUGGCUGAAGCUUGUCUUACUGAGUGCCCACGGGCCACGGCCCUCACGGCUCCAGCUGUCCUGGGCCAGCCCCAGCCCAGGCGUCUUCUCUACGGUCUCUCAUGUGAACCAUCUCCAUUUUCAUCUUUCCCCACCCAUUUGGUUUUUACUGUCAUUUAGCUAUGCAUCAGUCAUUUUCGUGAACCUUUCCCUAAAGGGCCAGAGCAGAUCGUCUGCUUUGAAACCAAGGACGCCAGGAAGAAGGCUUCUGGGGACCCCAUUCCACAGGUCUGGACUUAAAGGGAGCCACUUCCAUGUGGAAACUUCUAAAGUCCAGGACCAAAGGGUGGAAUCCUUAGACGACCCACAGGCAUCAUUUUGAUUGACCAGCUCAAACUCUCUCCCCUUUAAACUGGCCACCAGAGCUGCUUCAACAAACCAAAGGAUGGGUAGCGAAUUGGUCCCCAGCCCCAAAACAGGUUGAGAGUAAAUGAGCACUUGCACAGCCUACAGGUCAGGUGCAGGCGCACCGGGGAAUGGGGUGAGGUGGGGAGGUGUUGCCUCACAGCCUGGGCUGCUUUGCCUUUCAACAGCAUAGCUGAAAUUUCCCAAACACAGUGAAUUGGGUGCGGGGGCUGCCCAAUCGUGACUCCAGCCCUAACCUCACUGUUGGCUGUUUAGCACCUACAGUUACCUUGGGGGUGGGGCACCAGCUAAGGGUGCUAGGCCCAGGGUGCUCGUUAGUUCCUGUUUACCCACAUCCCCAGGUGUCUGCAGGGAUCCCAGGCCCAGCAGGAAGUCUCUGUGCUCCUCUUCCUCUCCUUCACAGGAGGUGGUGCUGAAUUUCCAUGACAUGGGGUGGGAGGGACCUAGACCUUGGAAAAAGAGAUGGUAAAACCACCCAUACCUAAGGCCGAGGUCAGGGGGUACGUCUUUUAUCCCUGUGUCCUUGACCUGGGACUACAAAAUGUUCACACACAGGCACACAUGCAUGCACAACCACCACAAAAGAGAUAGAUACACUGUUGGAAUACACAAAGUCAAAACGUGCAGCGCACACGCAAAAUGCACAGAGACCAAAUUAACCAAAAGGGCAUACACAGAAGAUACAUGGUUAUACCCACAUUCAAAAGACGCACAUCCAGCACAGACAUAGAGUGUGCUUACUAAUGUAGGACACACACACAAGACCUACACACACCAUGUAUGUAGAUACCACCUGCGACUCAAAUGCAAAAUACACAAAAUUACAUGAACACAAGGAGUCGGCAUGCAAAGUAUAUGAAGGAUACUUUACGAUUGUUUCUGCACACAAAAUACAACCAACUCAGUUUAUACACACAAUGCACUUACUCAUACAAAGCACACAAAAUACAGCACACACACGCAAGAACACACGCCCACAAUACAUACGAAAUGUGCACCUACGCAGAUGCGUUGCUCUACCCCCAGAGCUAUAAAUUAAUAGGCAUAAACAAAAGAUCAGAUUUAAUCACCGCUCCCUACCUUGCAUCUCUGCCCCUCAGUAUCCUCAAGAAGCCUUUUCCUCUAGUCUCUUCUCUCCCUCUCAUUCCAGAUUUCACAGAAGUAACCUCCAAGGGUUAGAGCAGAAGGAUGGGCCACCAUUGUCAACCAGAUCUCUGAUUAAAACUGGAAACCUCCUGGGGGUUUCUGCCUAGUCACCUUCCUCCCACGAGAAACCUGGGUGCAGAGUGUGGAAGGACCUGGGACAGCUGGCGGGUUAUUAAUACACACCUGGCUAUACCCUUUCCUUCGGAGCCAGUCCACACAGGGAACCCCAUAGCCCAAGCUCUCCUGCUCCCAGCCCCUGAGAUCUCUGUGUUCAGACCCAUUCAUUCUGUUCAAAGCAGUGAUGACUCGACGCUGCAAGGAUCAGAACCGAAGUGAGGAUGCCCCCAACAUUCUCUCAGUCCACAGCCCUCACUGUCCCUUCAUCCCCAGUGGGUCUGAACGUGGAGACCGCAUAUAGGUUUAUCUCAAAAUGAGCCACUUUACUUGCUUGUGGCAUCUCAUUUGCUCGUGGGCAUGAGCCCAACAGGGUCAACUGCCGAGUCCCCUCUCUGGGUGUUCAAUGCCAGGCAUGCUCCUGCCCCUCUCCGGCGCUCCAUCUGGCUGCCCCGUCUCCCAUCCAACUGCUGCGCCUUGAGGAAACACACACCAAUUGAGCUUAAGCGAAACAGGACCGAGGGCCUGAACCUCAUGCUGCACAAGCAAAUAACAAUGUUUGAAGGGCCUGAUUUGUAUCCUAUGUUCUGAGGUCCGAUUUAAAUGCUUUGUAAGAUUAUCCAUUGUUUUGGCUGAUCUACAGAGCAGGUUCUUCCCGCUAGAAGGACUAGCUGAGAGCUAGGUACAUUUUGGCAAAGGCUUCCCCUCACGUCGAAGUUGGGGGUUCAAGUCCGGUGUCAGAUCAGGCAUCGCGGUCUCCUGCGGCCAUCCCAGGUGUGUCCCAUGCUUCCCUCCUAGUGAUGGUCACAGCUCCUGACCUCCAUGGAGGAAGCAACAUCAGGGAAUGGACAGGUGGGUCCAAAUUCACACAUUUAGUGCAACGUGCUGCCCUUUCAAGCUUUUCCAAGUCAAGAUAGCGAUUUUCCCUUUGGUUUCAGCAGAUGCCUCUGUGUGCUCAACCUUUCAAGGAAGUUGGAGUCUUCAGGAGGCUGAAGAGAAAGGUCCAGGAAAGACGGAGAGGUUGUCAGGAAGAGAGGGUAACUGAGCUGGUCAAAUUUCAGAGUAAACUUUUCAGGAGCCUAAAUUUAAUUAAGGACAUAAUUAAGGCUCAGUGCUUCCUGAAGCUUCUUCCUCUCUGCAUCCUUCUGUCCCUCUCAACUGGGCAUCUGAGGAUGGAGUAGGCAUGUCACCAGCAGGUGAGCCUUUUAAAAGGGGUCCCACGGGAGUGUGCCUCCAGACCCCAUUGGCCUGGUGUGGAAAUGGCUCCCAUGAAAGCUUUGUUGGCCUGGGCCCCCAGCCUGGGUGCUCACGUGUCUGCCCCAAGUGGGGAGGGCUGUAGGACUUGCUUGUCUUACCUGCUCUUUCUGGAUCUCUCGCUCCAUUGUCGUGAGGUCUGUGGCCAACUGACUUCCUCAUGGUCAGCCCUAAAAUAUCAGUGCCAACCCCUGUUGAGAAAGGGCAGUGCCCUAUGAAGAUUCUUAGACUGAAGAUUCAGCGCUCCCCACAGUAGUAGAGAAGAGAGGUGGAGUCUGACUUUCCCCAAAGGACAGUAUGCAAAUUGCCUGAGAAGGUGGCACCAUACCCACCAGGGCAGACAGGAGGAGCACAGUGCUUUGAAUUGUUGACCCAGGAGUGGGGGUUGGGAGCCCUGCUCCAGUUCCAGCCUCCCUGGGGCCCAGGGCCAUGAGCCUUCAUCUGGGUGAUGGCUGCCUGGUCGGACAGGGCUGGUCCACAUAGGCUGUCAUGUGGAGGGUGCUCCUUGGGGACACAAUGGAGCUUCCCCCAGCCUUGGCAGGGUCCGUCGCCAGGUUUGAACGCCUGGCCUUAACGUCACUAACAUCAUUAGACAUCUGAGCCAACUGGCAGGGUGCCGGAUGCAGGCAGGUGUCUACUGGCUAUUAGGACCAUCAUCUAUAUCCUCAGACUGGGCCCUUGUUGAGAGACCAGCCCUGUUCCCCCAUCAAAGCAGGACGCAGGGACAGGUGGAGGGGGUAGGUCCCCUACACGCGGAGAUGGGUCUCUCCCUGAACCUAAUCUCAUUCACUUUUCCCUUCUUUUUGCUUUCCUUCCCACCAAAGCUCAGCUCCAUCUCUCAUAGUUUGUGUUUAAAUAUUUUUAAAGAGGAAAAGUGCAAUAAAAUAAAUAGUGACUGUUUUCUUUAGCAAUAGCUAUUUCAAAAUCUUGUUCUCAGGACCGAAAAGUGAUAGUACCUGGAUUAUCAGAUAAUGCCCUUGGUUGCUGGGCAUUGUUAGUUCACUGUCUCCGUUGUUCCCUCUUCUUCCCACGAGUUCACGUGACUCCUGUCCUGAGGCCCUAGUCCUCCUUCUGGAAUGUAAACAUAUGCAGAGGUGCAAUGUAUGCACAAAGAAGGUCCGUGAGGAGGCUUGCUUUGUCCCUCUGUCUCCUUCCCGUGUGUGUCUCUCUCUGUUUGUAAGUGCAUCUCCGUCCCUCUCUUUCUGUCUGCUCUCCCACAGCAUUCUCACAACCUCUAGGCACUGAAACCUUGAGUUUGAGUGACCUCACGCACCAGCCCAUCCCAUUGACUUUCAUUCAAUCAGGCAGGGUGUAAUGGAAGCCUGCAGGAAAGCGCUUACCAAUAGAUAAGAAUAAAGCAUCCUGAGCCAUUACAGUAGAUCAUUUCCAUGCACUAAAAGCCAUUACUUGAUCUAUUUGUUUCCUUUCCUCCCCAGGGAAAUGGCUGCUGGGGGAAUGCAGCCUGGACGGUUGCACCUGGGAUCGGUAGCGUGGGCAGAUUUGGGGAAUUGCCCUCUGGCUGUUCUUCAAAAUAGGCUGACUUGCUUAACCAAAGGGACUCCAACUAUGGAGGGAAACAAGGUAUUGUGGGUAGAGGUCUACAGGGAUGGAAAUUUGGGUGGUUAAGACACGACAUUAGUGACAGAAAGACCCCACCACCCAGUACAGUGUGCAGUUGCACAAAUAUAUGCACACGUAACCAGGGGGUUCAGAAGAGUCCCCUUUCCUGAACAAAAAAUCUGUGAGGUUCAAUAUUCAGACUGGACGAUCAGGGAGGCUGGCACCCCCGGGGUCCCAUUCAAUCCUUUUCAAUCUACCUUGCUCUGUAUACGCGUGUACAGCAAAACCUCAGUGAGCUGGUGGGGAAAUGCUCAGGAAAGGGAACUUCCUGCUUGCUUUGUCGUUCUGAUUAUUUGAGUGAGAAUGGGAAACAUGUUUUGGUUCAACCUUUGUUAUUGAAAAAAAAAAAUGACAUUUCCUAAGUAGGUUAGUAUAAACUUGCCUGCCUUAGUAAGUCAAGUGUUUGCAGAGGACAGAAGGCCUUGCAUUGCUCAGGGUUGCCAUUCUGAGCCUCAGGGUUCACUGUCCAGAAGUGUAAACGGAGAAGACCAAAGAGAUAGGCUGAAUGUAUGCUGGCUGCCAGACACCAGGAAGCUGGCCAUCUGGGCACAUCUGGCUCAUCAGAUAAUGCCCUCGCUGUCAUUUGCCUCUUUCUACUGAAAGUAUAGUAAGAAAACAUAAUUCUCGUGCAUCGAGGUUUUGGUUAAUAGGUCCUGAGUUCGCAGAGGUUUUUCAUAUAUACAUAUGUCUGUGUAAAUAGAUGUAUAGUAUAUGUAUAUAUGUAUACCACUGUUUCAAAAAUCAGACAAUUAUACAGUGACUGAUCCCCUAAAUUUGGCAAUCCAAGAAAUAAACUGAAUUUGUUUGAAUUUUCAAAAUGACCUUCCUUUGCAUUCUUACCACCUCUCCAGUUCAGCUCUUUUCCUUCUAUGUAGGGACCUCUCUAGGAGAUGGUUCUUUCAUAACAAAAGAUCAAGUUCCAGGAUCUUUCCCUUCCCUCCCCGGUGGCUGCCUGACUCAGGGAUAAAAGGGAAGUCUGAUCUAAGGGCCAGGUGCUUAAUCCUUAUUCUGUCUGCUCUGGUUGGCUGUAACCUCAUCACUGAGGACCAGAAAAGUUAUUCCAAACUUUAUAGCUCUGGGGGAGUGGAAAGCUGGAAGACCUGGCAAAGGACUGAUCUGUUUAGCUUUCUCUUUGUCAUUUUGUUUUGUUUUGUUUUUGGUGGUGCCCUAGGCUUGAAUUUUGUGAGAUCCGAAAGUAACGUUUGUUUUCUAACGCAUGUGUCUGUGCCAUGGAAGGUGAGAUGUGUGGCGACCGGUGAAACUAACAAACCCAUCUUGUUGUUGAUUCUGACCAAAUCUAGGUUGUGGAUGUGGGCAGUAGAGCAGCUAUAAUUUAGUUGCCUCUUUGGAGAAACAGCUGGGUCUGAGUGGAAUCAUACUCUUCUUCUCCAUUUUGCCUGGCAGUGUCUUAGACCCAUGGGAGAUCGUUUCAAGCUCACUUCCUGCCGUUCACUGUGUACCGGGACAGGGGUGGGAGGGAUUCCUCACUGGUAUCUGGGGAGAUGGAGGUAGUGCCGGGGGGUCUGCCAUCUCCAACACCCCAGCAGCCCUCCAAUCUAGUCAAGCUGGUAGUGGUCAGAUAGGAGAAGCCCAUUCAUCAGAUUGAGCACGACCAGCUGGUAAACUGGGGCAGUUGGAGCAGCCUGUCUGGAUGGCUAUUUCUACACUAUAUGAACCUCGGCGUAGAAACAGAUGUGACUUUCUCUGCUCCCCUGCACUCCUAAAAUAGAUAUAUUCCAGAUGAGUUUGCAGCUGAGAAGUCCUGCAUCAUUCCACUGAUGGAUGCACAGAGCAGGUGUGAUUACAUAACAGUGUGGACAGCUGCUGCAACAUCCACAUAUGGGGGGGCAGGCAGUGGAGACUUGGCUCUGUGCUAGGACCUUAGGUAGCUACCCAAAGGACUCAGUCCUGUGUCUCUUCUCGGCUCUCAUGACAGGUCUCUAAGCCCUGCUUCUCCUGGAAAACAAUUCCCUAGACACUGACUGCCUUAUUUGUCUGAGCGCAUAAACGCUCUGGGCUGCAAGAGAAAGCAAGGGGAACGGCUAGGAGGCAGAGACUAUAUAGAGGCUGACUUCGCUACCAAACAAUUGCCAUGUCAACUGGUGACAUGACUGCCUUUUUAGUUUGUAAAGUGCAGGCCAAGGACAGUGACCUGCCAGGUAGGGCUGGGACAGAGCAAGCAGCCACGGGCUAAGAAGGGGGAGACGGAAGCAGGAAGAGCGGCCUAGCUGGCUCUGGCGAGGGUGAGCAUCCGCUCCGGAGGGUCUGAGUGUGCUCUGUGCUUGCCCCACUUCUGCCUUCACGUGGGAUCCAGCGACCCAGUUUCCUUUUGUUGUCGUGCUUGGAUGAUUCCUUCAUUUGGAGGGCCCCAGGAAGCUGGAAAGCCCCAUGAUUGAGCUCCAGCCUGCUGAGCAAACAAUGCCCCAGCCAAACUGGCCUCGGCCUGGGGUUCUGCAUCCCUGCACCCCUUUUCUCCACCAAGGGCAAUCUUGGAAUAGUCGGUGCCAGCAAUUAAGGAGGAUUGUCUAGUUCCCACCAGGGACCCAACUGUAAGGCUCAUGAGUGCAGGAUGCUAUUUCCUUUUGUAGACCUGUGUCCUUAUGUGCUUAUAGAGGCUGUCUCUGGAGGUUUUAUGUAUUAUGCACACACAUAUAUAUAGGAAAUGUGGAAAUGGCCGUUCAUGUAGGCUCAUGCAGCACAGACGCUAAUUAGGGUUGCACUGGCUUCCCUGCCUCUCAUGUAUGACUCCUCAGCUGCCCUCCCAUGUCCUGUCUCUAAUAAUUGCUGAAAACUCAAAGAGCACAGGCAGAUAAAUAAACCUCCGUGGGAUCAAUAGACGAAGGAACUCCAAAGCUAAUGAUAAAGCUUCGUAAGGAUGAUGUGGAAAGGGAACGGGGGUCUCCAUGGUGAUAAGAGGCUGGGGACCAAUGGGAGCGGAAGGCGGAGCAGGACUUGUGGGAAGACUCAUGGGAGUUGGGAGUCAUUUAACUAUUUGUUUGCUUCAUGAAAAUUUAGACACCAGCUGUAACUGCAUUGCACAGGAUGUAUAGAUAUUAUCAUUCUUGCUGACAUAUUCUGGAAGCUUUCAGCCCCACCAACACUGCCCCGCCCAGGACUUCUGCAGCUGAGAGUUCCCGUGUCAGUAGGGUCUGAUAUGUGUACAUAGGUUAUACAUAUAUGUGUACAUACGUGCCUCAAUGAACAUUGCCUGUCCACCUGAUCAUGGGUGUACAUAGGCUUCAUAGAGCUCCGCAGUCUUUUGUAAAUAUCAACACAAGUACAUAAGUGUAUAAAUAUAUAUUACUGAGGAUUUAUUUUAACAUCAUUCUGUGUGAAAUGAAAAACAAUAAAAUAAAAUUUUUGA
Molecule: messenger RNA, 11988 nt
Organism: Rhinolophus ferrumequinum (greater horseshoe bat)
Lineage: Eukaryota; Metazoa; Chordata; Mammalia; Chiroptera; Rhinolophidae
Gene: KCNA2
Product: potassium voltage-gated channel subfamily A member 2
Exons: 3
Coding region: 909-2408 (499 amino acids)
Biological process (GO): potassium ion transmembrane transport; protein homooligomerization
Cellular component (GO): dendrite; juxtaparanode region of axon; membrane
Molecular function (GO): delayed rectifier potassium channel activity; protein binding
Source: RefSeq, a predicted model, not a curated record